Messenger RNA from Musa acuminata AAA Group (dessert banana), 2088 nucleotides. RefSeq lists its product as uncharacterized. Gene Ontology annotation, biological process: protein transport. NCBI's taxonomy places the organism in Eukaryota, Viridiplantae, Streptophyta, Magnoliopsida, Zingiberales, Musaceae. The transcript is spliced from 6 exons. The coding region runs from base 130 to 1917 and encodes 595 amino acids. The record is from RefSeq and is a predicted model, not a curated record.
CCCGCCCCACUUCCCCUCCUUCAUCUCCGUGCUUUGGUUUGAUAAGAUUUGAUCUGUAGACGACGACGCUGCCUCGUGUGAUCUGAUCGGAAGCUUGGAUCUCGGGUCGGAGAGGAGCCCCGGUUCGCGAUGUCGAUGCUCGACGCUUUCUUCAACAAGGGUUUCAAAGGGGCGAAAUGCAAAACGCUGUUGAAGCUGACGAUUCCGAGAAUAAAGUUGCUGCGUAAUCGAAGGGAGAUUCAGCUGAAGCAGAUGCGGAAGGAUAUUGCCAAGCUUCUUGAGAAUGGCCAAGAAGCCACUGCUCGAAUUCGGGUGGAGCACAUAAUCCGGGAGGAGAACAUGAUGGCAGCACAGGAGAUCCUUGAGUUGUUCUGCGAGCUCAUCACUGUCCGUCUUCCCAUAAUAGAAACACAGAGAGAAUGUCCAUUAGACUUGAAAGAAGCAAUUUCCAGCAUCUGUUUUGCUGCACCACGAUGUGCAGACUUGCCUGAACUUCAGCAGGUGCAAAUGUUAUUUGCUGCCAAAUAUGGGAAGGAAUUUGUGAUGGCUGCAACUGAACUGUUGCCAGAUUGUGGAGUCAAUCGCCAGAUAAUUGAACUGCUGUCAAUUCGUGCUCCUUCAGUGGAAGUAAAACUAAAGUUGUUAAAAGAAAUUGCUGAGGAACAUGAGUUAGAUUGGGAUCCAUCUACCACUGAAAGUGAGUACCUCAAGCCACAUGAGGAUUUACUGAAUGGUCCGAACAAUUUCACAAAUGGAUCUACAUUGCCUCUUCCACCCCAGAAACAUGAUGCAUUAUCUUCUGAUGAUGUGGAGGAGUCUCUCACAGAACCUGAUUCGGAGGCAGAUUUUGAUUCCUUGGAUCUUCCUGAAGUUCCAAAAGAUUCAGUUCGAGCAGCUUUGGAUGUUCCAUCAGCUUCAGGAAAUGUUUCAAACCUACCAUCUUCGAUGCAUGACCUUGGACUCGAUCACCAGGCUUCCAAAUCCAUUCCAGAUGAGGAUAUGCCACAUGUGCCCUCCAUGGCACCUGCAGGAAAUGACCUGGAGCCAUCGAUUGCUUCCCCAUACAACCAUCUCAAUGUGGAACACAAACAAUUUGUGCCGUUUGCUAGUUCCCCAUCUUCUUUUUCAGUCUCUGCACAACAAAAUGAGUCUCUUCCUCCACCUCUCUCUUCUAUGUCAGAAUCUUUGAAGCCUAGCCAGCCAGCCCACCCUCCACCACUGUCCUCUUCUAUUUCACUGUCUCCAAAACAAAGUGAACCAGCUCUUUCUCCACCAUCGUUGUCUUCUUUGCCAGAUAAUCAGGACCAAAAUGAACCGCCUCCAUCUCAUCCAUUGCUGUUUCCUGUUGCUUCAUCUGCAAAGCACAGCGAGCCGAUUACUUCUGCAGUUUCUUCUACUUCAUUGCCCUCAACUAAGAAUGAGUUAGCAGCCUCGCUUUCCAGGGAAAAAAGUGAGAUAAACGUUGACUUACAGGACAUAUUAGCAGCUGCCCAAGCUGCAGCUGAAACAGCAGAACGUGCUGCGAUAGCUGCACGAGCAGCUGCAAACCUUGCUCAAGUUAGAAUUACUGAUCUUGCCACGAAAAGGAGCAACAGGACUUCUGAAAGUUGUGGAGAUGAACUUCAAGGGGAAGGCUCUGAGCAUGCAAACAAUUCUGCAAGACCGACGUUCCAUCAACAGUAUUCUUUUGGCAGUAAUAAGAACCUUGCUGCCUAUGGGCAGGAGUGGAAACCAGAUUCACCAACUCUUCCAUCUCAUGAGGUGCCUCUCUCUUCCCAUGUACCGCAGCGCUUGCCUUCCCUGGAGGAUGAUCCAUAUUUCUCAUACCCUAAUUUGUUCACAUCGAAAGACACAGAGGUCAAGUCAGGUAUUCAUGACUCAUCAGACAAUUCAGUGUCUCAUCAAACUUCUGAUUAGGGUGAAAAGGUAUGUUGCCUGGCACUUACUACUGUUGCUUAAAUAGCAUCCUGGAAACCUUUUAGUUGGUUAUGUUUCAUCCAUGUUUCAGUUUAGCAGACUCUUAAUCUCUGAAUGUGCUUAUAUAUGUAAAGCAAAUAUAAAUACUGCAAUAUAUUUUGAUUAUGUGCU